AUGGAGGUCAUGAAGAAGCCCAAGGACAUGAAGGUUAAGGACGAGAAUGAUUUUGAGUGGCUCAAGCAGACGCGGCUAUACUGGAGGACAGAGAAUGACCAUGCCGUGAUCUCCAUUGCUGAUGUUGAUUUCAUCUACUCAUAUGAGUACUUGGGCUGCAAAGAGCGGUUGGUAAUCACGGCCUUGACCGAUCGAUGUUAUUUGACGCAGUCACAGGCUUUGGGCAUGUUUUUCGGCGGCGCGCCUGCUGGCCCUGCCGGGACUGGAAAGACCGAGACAACUAAGGACAUGGGCCGGACAUUGGGCAUCUUUGUGGUGGUGACCAAUUGCUCUGACCAGCAUCGAUUCAAGGACAUGGCGAAAAUCUUCAAAGGAUUAUGUGUUGCACCCAGCGCCACGUUGCAGCAUGGGCCUUUGAUCCUUGAGCGCUUAAGAUCGAUGGACGUGGAUGUUCUGUGUUGCCAAGAAGCUGCAGGGGAUGACAUCUCGUUUUCGGAGGAGCUGCAGUCAUCAGGCUAUGAACCUAUAGCUCCCUCGGAACCACGCAAAGGCAUUGAGAAACCUGUAACUUUCGUGAGGAAAAGCAAGUUCAGCAUCCUGGCAGUGGAGCACAGGUCGCGGGCAAGCCUGCUUGCACUGCGCGAGCUUGAAAAUGAAGAUGUCGACACGGUAGGGAAGGCAGAGCCUGUUACUUUGUUUGUGGCAAACGUUCACCUUCAAGGGGAUCCUUCGGCACAGGACGCGCGCAGGUCUCAGCUGGAGUCAGUUUGCCGUCGCUUCCGUAAACUGAGAAAGGACAUAGGAGUUGACACAACAUCCAGCUGCGCAGUGAUAGUAGGAGACUUUAACGAGCUGGCUGGCAGUACGCUGCACCAAGAGCUUCAAGCAGUUGACGAUUCUUCUUUCCCGUCUAGACAUGGGAGCUGGAAAUUCGUGGAUUGCUAUGGUGGUGUCCCAACGCCACCGGCCACUUUCCGAGCAGCGGGACGAAGUGACCGUAUUGACUUCAUGUACAGAAGCGAAAACUUAAAUGUUGCGGCCCUGCAGUGGCCACUGUCUCUUGACGAGGAAGCGAAGCUUUGCUGGUCCUUUCGCUGGCCGCCUUGGCCUGAUCAGCUACCGUCUGAGUGGUAUCCUUCCGAUCACUUGCCCUUAGCGGCCUCUUUUACCAUGAGCUCUUGCAUGAGCGGCCUUUGGGGAUGCUUCGACGAAUUCAACCGCAUUGAGCUGGAGGUUUUGAGCGUUGUCGCCACUCAAAUUGAAUCGAUCAUGCAGGCAAAGAAGCAGAACGCCAAGACCUUCCUCUUCCCAGGUGAGCCAUACCCAAUCAAACUCGUGCCGUCGGUCGGCUAUUUCAUCACCAUGAACCCUGGUUACGCCGGACGGCAAGAGCUACCUGAGAAUCUCAAGGUCUUAUUUCGGAAUGCCGCGGCCUGUCGCGUCUGCAAACUUGGCACAAACCAUGUGAGACUUCAAAAGACUUCCAGCAACGAGGCAUAUUGUGGCCCUGAAUGCCAGCGGAAGGCAUGGCCGAAGCACAAGCUGGUGUGCACGCCGAAGAAGGUGCCAGAUCCGCAGAGGGCGCAGGCAAGAGGCGACUUGUCCAAGGGCAUUCCCGAGCAGCUUGAUUCAGAGCUGGCAGAACUUCCAAGCUUUCUUCAGCAUGGGCUGCAGGUGACCGAAGCUUUAGACCGCGUCGGAAAACUUGCCGAGUCGCACGACUUGCUGGAGGCGCUGGGCACCGGAUUGUCAGCGCAGUUGAGUACUACCAAGAAGGACGGACAAGCUGGUCAAGGUGAUGCAGCCAAACUGUCACAAGUCGUUGACGUCCUGUGGCACCAGUGCGGGUGGCAACCUCAUGUGCGUGAGAAACAUGAAUACAGUCUUCUCCAUGCCCUUCCUGAGAGCUGCGCCAUGGAAGAAGCUUCCAGAAUCGCCCCAGAGGGCCCAGGAUCGGGUGCAUUGCAUGCACCGGCCAGGCUUGUCGCCCCGCCACGGCAUGAGCAGCGGUUGGUCGGAAGACAGUGCCCUGUCAUAGAUGCUCAGGGCACGUUGUCCUUGGAAGUGAAAAAACAGCUGGCAAGCUUUUUCAACCCCACCUCGCCCUACCCCUGCAUAGUUCGCAAUCUGCCUAUCUUUCCUCGAGCUGUCGACUGCUGGGACGUGGAAUACCUCUGUCAGCACAUGGGCUCGCAGCUGUACCAUACCUUUGCCUCAUCACAGUCCAUGAAGCGCUUCGCUUAUUCCUUUGAAAGCCGUAAUGAAGGAGGCUACGAGCCAAGUACUAUCGCAGAGGCCCAGAAGAUGACAUUUGCAGAGUUCGUGCGGAAGCAGCAGGUCAACGAAGAUGGUAAAUCUUACUAUUUGCAAACGCCCGUGCUGCGAUAUGAAGGUGGUAUUGUUACCUCAGCCAAGUUUGAUGAACAGCUUGAAGCUGAUUUGCACACUAUGAACAGACAUCUCGUGCACGAGCUCGCGCAGUUGGGAGGUUUUGGAGAGCUUUCGCGCAACCAGCUCUUCGUCAGUUAUUCGGACUUCUUGACAGCAGUGCAUUACGAUCAGCAGCACAACCUGUACCUGCAACUGCGUGGAUGCAAACGGUUUUUGCUGUUUGACGUAACAUGUGCGCCUGCCAUGUACCCAUACCCGGUGCACCACUCACUGGACCGCAAGGCAAGGGUAGACUUGGAGAGUCUUGACUUGAACACGUGGCCCAAUGCCCAGGCUUUGGUUGGUCGUGGAGUGGAUGCUUUGCUUUUGCCCGGUGACAUCCUGUUUCUGCCAAUGAGUUGGUUCCACCAUGUGCACAGCAUAGGUGAGGAAAACGUAUCCCUCAACUGGUGGUUCUAUGAUUCUGGGGGUUUGUUUGAUCCUGCCAAAGUGUGCUGGCCUCUCUCAAACAUUUCCCUGGUUGAAUUUUCCAGGCACAUUGAAUAUUUUAUUGCUGAGCAAUUGGGGCCCUCACUCGUCGGGGCGUUCAUGAACUGGUGGCUUGGUACAGGGUCUGGCCCAGGGCAGAAGCUUCUGGCAGACCGCUGGCGUAUGGUCCGAAAUUAUGUUCUGUGGCAAAUGUUGAAGCUCCCGCGCUGCUCAUCCAAGUUUGUUUUGGCAGCUUUGGAUCCCAAGAGGUGGAUGCGCCUAGAUUCGCAGCCACACGCUCUGAAAGCUUCGCAGGGGCUUCGCGACGAACACAAAGUUCCAGAACUGCUGACCGGCCUGGAUGAGCUUGCACUUGGCGUGUUUCACAGUCGCAUGCCUGCCUUUGCAUAUCGAGUUCUAGGACGCGCAAUCGACUGCAUUUCGCGGCACAAGCUCCGCUUCUUCCUAGAGUGCUGUGAGGAAGUUUUGGUGACGCUGCGCGACUUCACAGACUGGGGCCAGCCCAUGGCAGCCCCACGUGCUCGGCCUGAUGGUGGUAAGGGCUUCCUCUUUGAAAGAGAAGAAGCGCGGAAAGCACCUGUGGCUAUUCUACGAACCUUGGGAGAACUCUGUGACCUGGCUGAGGCUCGAUAUGUGCGGGUAACAACUGUGGACAACGGCUUGUUUGCAAACUGGCUGCAAGUCCUGGACGCUUGCUACUUUGCCACAGUCACGGUUGAGCCUGAUUGGAUAAUUACUGGGCAGGAGCGUGAGUUCAACUAUGGUUCUGUGGGGGAUGAUGUGUUUCAUGGCCUGUUCAAGCAACUCUCGGACCGGGUUGGGGCAUGCGAGCCGCGUGAGCCGCGAUUUGACGUCACACACAGAUUCAACUUUUUGUUAGUAAACGUGUUCCGUGGACAGUUCCUGCGCGGACCCUCAGCGGCGAAACGCCGAGAAGAGUACGCUGAGGUGGCGAGCCAGUGCCUGCAGCCGUGCCCAGAGGUGCUAAAGCUGCGCGAUCGGAUCCUUGAACAGCGUGGCCCUGGUGUUCUGAUUGGCGUGCAUAAGCGCGUCGAUAACCCAGGAACGGCACGCAUGCAGCUUGAGCAACGCAUGCUGCGAACAGAGUGCUACAUCGACGCAGCGCUCAAGUUGGUGCACAGAUACAGCCAGCAUGGAACACCCACAGUUUUUCUGGCGACUGACGAUGAGCCUGCAGUGUCUGCUUUCCGGGCAGCAUUCGGACAACAUCUGAUUUUAAAUGAGUCAGCGAAGCGAACUGAGGGUGGCAUCAACGACUCGCGCUUACCCAGAGAAGUUCACGGCCAGCCGACGCGCCUGACCAUAGCUGAUGCCAGGGACUGCUUAGUUGAUGCGCUCGUGCUUGCCUCGUGUGACGCAGUCAUUCACGCUGACUCGAACGUCAGCAUUGCUGCGGGCAUUAUGAAUCCGAAAUCUGAUGUCUAUCACGUUCGUGAUCUAGUCACGGCUCAGAUGGAGGGUGGAGCAUGGCCGGGCUACAAGCGCUGCAGCUUGCCAUUCUAA
Molecule: messenger RNA, 4404 nt
Organism: Symbiodinium pilosum
Lineage: Eukaryota; Dinophyceae; Suessiales; Symbiodiniaceae
Source: the annotation of a GenBank genome assembly